Molecule: messenger RNA, 2778 nt
Organism: Ceratitis capitata (Mediterranean fruit fly)
Lineage: Eukaryota; Metazoa; Arthropoda; Insecta; Diptera; Tephritidae
Gene: mkg-p
Exons: 4
Coding region: 106-2565 (819 amino acids)
Molecular function (GO): RNA uridylyltransferase activity
Source: RefSeq, a predicted model, not a curated record
UUGUGUUGUUUUAUUUUGGUAUAAAUAGUAGUCAUUUCUACUAUAAGCAAACAGAAGUUGAUAACAUACAGGACGAAGAAAACGAAGUGAAAUAAUAAAUAAAGUAUGUCAUACAACUCUAAUAAUCAUAAAUGCACAGUGUGCUCUGCGGCUUUCAGCUGCAUGCAGGAAUGUUUGCGUCAUGAACUUUUAUAUAAUCAUAACGCGCAUCUCAAACAACAUGAAAAGAACGUGGUUACAAAGGUUAAAGCAAUACUUGACGGAUACGAAACAGACGAUUAUAAGAUUGUGAGAAACAACCUGAAGAAAGUUUUUGAGGAAUGGAAACCUGGCCAGGGAGUAUCGAGCAUUAAUAAAUGCUUUUGCUUAAACGAUAAAGAAUUGAGGCACAUUUCUGAACGAGUUCAAAAUUCUUUGAAAGCAUUACUUAGGGAAAACACAUUGGAAAUUCAUCCCUUUGGCUCGUUCGUCUGCGGGUUAGCCUUACGAGAUAGCGACAUCGAUUUUUUUAUUAACGACGUGCGUACCAAAAUCAUAAAUAGAACUACGACUACUCCAAAUUACAAUAAAUUAGCUGGUCUUUUAAGAAGAAGUAACGAGUUCGGCGAUGUGAUUCCCAUACGACAUGCCCGUGUACCGAUAAUAAAUUGCUGGCACUAUCCCGCUGGAAUCAGUGUAGAUAUCAACUUAUGCUCGGCCAAUAGUAUCUACAAUUCCUACUUUUUGCGUGACCUUUUAAAGUUGGAUACGCGACUACAUGAAUUAGUGAUAUUCCUUAAAAUAUGGGCAAAACAAUUACUGUUGGUUAAGAGAGGAAUUAUGAACAGUUAUUGCCUCAUUACAAUGAUUAUAUUUUAUUUACAAAACCCUUUAUGGGGUCGAAAAGCAAUACUUCCGUCAAUUCAAAAGCUACAAGAGGAUAUUCCAAAAAAAUUGGUAAUGGGAGUGAAUUAUGCUUAUCAACUUGAGGGAAGAGUAGCGCCAUUGCCAAAUGAAGUCACAACAUCAACUCUAAUUGAAGGCUUUUUUAAAUUUUACCAUUUUUUCGAUUUUGAAAAAACAAUAAUUUCUCCAUAUUUGGGAGAUGGGAUACCUAAACAGACGUUUAAAGAUGGCACCUACCAUUUUCCGGCUUACGAUCAACAGUUAUCCGCUAUUGCGCUAAUAGAUGGUGAACGUAGCCAACAUUUUGAGACUGCAUACGUUCUAUGUAUCCAAGACGCGUUCAUCCUUAAUCACAAUAUUGCCAGGUCUUUUCAAGAUAUCAACAUGCAUUAUUUUCGAAAAUGCUUUACAUAUGCAUAUGAUGUCUACAAUAAUACAAAGUUUUUCUCCGAUGCCAAACGUUAUGAAGCGCUGCUGUUUGGUAUUACUGAAAGAAUGGCUUCUGAUGUAGGAAUAAACCUCCACCAAUAUGCGAAGUCACAGGAAACCCGCAACAAUAAAAAUAAUUUCAGAUCAAAUAACAAUUUGAAUUUGCUAAAUACCCAAUACACUUGCGCAGAAGACUCAAGAAGGAGGAAAAGCAAUAGAAUGUCUGAGAGCUUCAAGAUUCUUAACGACAAAAAAAAUUCACAAUCAACUGUAAGUGAAAACUCCGUAAACCCUAUUCAUAAUAACGACAUUGAAAGGAAAAGUGAGGAUCCGUCAGGAAAUGCUCAAAGUUCGGAAGUCGCCAAAAAUGCAAAAAAUUUGCAAUCAACUGCCACUUAUAGCGCAAAAGAGCUAAACAAUACAAACAAUAAUGCAUACGCUACUAAUGAAAAUUGUAAAGACCUGAGCAAUAAUAUUAACUACCCAUCAGUGGAUGCUGAAAGCUCAGAAAUCUCCAAAAAAUUGCUAUUGACUGUGACUGGAAACUCAAAAGAGUUGAACAACAAAAAUACUAAUGAAUGCGCUGAUAACAAAAGUUGUAAGGACAGCGAAAUCGAAAGUUGCCCAUCAAUGGACAAUGAAAACUCCGAAGUAUUAAAUAAUGACAUGAAUUACCAAUUAAGUGAGAUGGUAUGCUGUAGCGACAUGAAUUACCAAUGUUUUCCUUCCGCAGCGGAAUUGCGAGCCAUUUCCACCGUUAUAAAUCCGAGCAUAUCGAAAAAUGUGCAUAAUUUAUGGAUCGAAUAUUAUAUGGUGGCCAUCACUGAAAUCCUAACAGACGUCUAUUGCUUGGAUCUGCAAUUUGCGACACCCAUUCAUAGCGAUAAACAUCAGCGAUUAGAUGACAAAACUGAAAGUUAUGCAUUUCUCAUAAGUGGCUCAGUUGAUCAAUGGACUGGCCGUCUACAUCAACGUAGCAAUUAUAAGAGCUUUAUGGAACUGCAAUUAGAACAGACUAAAAGGUUCACCAUGGAACGCCGUCAAAAGUCGCAAUUUGCUGUGCACUUAAAUGCUGUUUUAACAUUAAACAUAUCAAGAAAAGAACCUGCGAUUAAUUUGGUACUAACGCCGCGUAAUACAAAAUACGGGAUACUCACAAAGAAAGAUCCAAUUCGAAAAUUCUUUAUGAUGUUUAAGUGUUCCAUACAGAAUUUUAAUAUUAGAGACAAGCUAAAUGCAAAAAGGACUUAAAUUUUAGUUUGUGAUUUUAUAAAUUGCACUUGGACGAGAAAUUUUCUAAUUUAAGUAUUUAAUUAUAGGUAAAGCACAAUUUCACAUAUGUAUGUAUAUUAUAUUAAUAUACAAAUUCAUUUAUUUUACAUUUAUACUACAUCAUUUCAUGUAAAAUUCAAGCAGACUCAAAACAUUAUGUUUCAAAUAAAACUUUUAAAUUAAAAGUUAAAA